AUGGGGAACAGUCCUGUGUCCCCACCUUCUUGGGCUGCAGACAGGCCACGUUGGUCCUGUGGUGACUGGGGGCUCCCAGGAGAACCCCACCGCAGAGCCGGAGAGGUGGCCCCAGAGAAGGAGGCGUACGCCUGGGGCCGGGCCUCACCAGCCAGCCACGGGCCACCUGCAGCAACAGGCCUCUCGCCGUCCAGGGUCUGGGUGUUCGGGCGCCGUGGGGAUGAGCUGCUGUCUGCACGGCAGCCGAGUUUAGACCUGGCCCGGGGCCCGUGGGGAGGGCGUGGCCCACGGUCCCCAGGGCUGGCCGUCUCUGGGUUCCAGGAGAACUGCGUGAUCCUCGGGGAGCUGGUGAGGCUGCAGGCUCAGGAGUCCCGCCUGCUGGGGUUCAGCACGCGUGCCGACUCCGUGCUGGAGAUGAACAUGGCCAAGACCAGCCAGGUGGUGGCCACUUUCCUAGAUGAGCUGGCCCAGAAGCUGAAGCCCCUCGGGGAGCGGGCGGCCGUGAUCCUGGAGCUAAAGAAGGCCGAGUGCAAGAGGUGGGGCUUGCACUCUGACGGGCCCAUCAACGCCUGGGACCUGCGCUACUACAUGAACCAGGGGGAGGAGACGCGCUACCACGUGGACCAGUACCUGCUCAGUGAGUCCUUCCCCAUGCAGGUGGUCACGCGCGGGCGGCUGGGCAUCUCCCAGGAGCUGCUGGGGCUGACCUUUGACCUGGAGGAGGGCGCCAACAUGUGUCAUGAAGAUGUGAGGCUCUACACGAUCCGGGACGUGGCCUCGGGCAAGGUCUCCAUCGGCAAGUUCUACCUGGACCUCUACCCUCGGUGCAUGCGUGGGGGAACCUGUCGGCCAUGGGCCGGGGCUCCUCUGUGGAAGCAGGGCCUCACCCACGUCCCUGUCCAGGGAAGGGAAGUCCGGGCACAUGGCCUGCUUUGGCCUGCAGCUGGGCUGCCUGCAGCAGGAUGGGAGGUGCCAGAUCGCCAUCGCGGCCAUGGUGGCCAACUUCACCAAGCCUACGCCCAACCCACCCUCCCUUCUCGGUGGGGCACGGGCAACGCCGUCCCCAAGGGGCUGCGGGACAAGCUCAUCAAGUCCCGGCAGGCCAACGCAGGCCUCUUCAACCUGUGCCAGAUCGUCCUGGCAGAGGUGGACCAGGCCCUGCACACGCAGACGCCCGUGGACCCGGCCCAGGAGAAUGCCCGCCUCUGCCAGGAGAUCCUCGGGGGCCCAGCCAUGCCAGGCAGCCAAGCGCGAGCCGGGCCCACCUUAGCGUGGCAGGGGACUCAGACAGGGCUGUUUGAGGCCCCCGCUCUGGGGAAGGGGCACGGAGCGGCCAGGGGGCCGGGCAGGAGCCUCUCCGCGUGUGUCCCAGGGACCCACCUGCCUGCGACCUUCGGCCGCCUGGCAGGAAGCUACGACGCCCAGUCCUAUGGCUACCUGUGCAGCAAGGUGUACUCCGCGGACACGUUCCACACACACUUCAAGCAGGAGGGCGUCCUGAGUGGCAAGGUUGCCAUGGACUACAGAAGCUGCAUUCUGAGGCCAGGCGGCUCCAAGGAUGCCAAGGGCAUGGGGAAGCUCUUCCUGGGUUGCGACCCCACGCAGGAUGCCUUCCUCCUGAGCAAAGGGUUGCAGGUUGAGGGCUGCAAGCUGCCGGCCUGCUGACGGCACGGGGUUCUGCCCACCCAGGCGGGCCCGGUGCCUUAGCGCCCCGCCGGGGCGGGGGAGGGGCCACGUGUCCUCCC
Molecule: messenger RNA, 1745 nt
Organism: Balaenoptera acutorostrata (minke whale)
Lineage: Eukaryota; Metazoa; Chordata; Mammalia; Artiodactyla; Balaenopteridae
Product: thimet oligopeptidase-like
Biological process (GO): peptide metabolic process; proteolysis
Cellular component (GO): mitochondrial intermembrane space
Molecular function (GO): metalloendopeptidase activity
Source: RefSeq, a predicted model, not a curated record